Molecule: messenger RNA, 2775 nt
Organism: Triplophysa dalaica
Lineage: Eukaryota; Metazoa; Chordata; Actinopteri; Cypriniformes; Nemacheilidae
Gene: elovl4a
Product: ELOVL fatty acid elongase 4a
Exons: 7
Coding region: 228-1175 (315 amino acids)
Biological process (GO): very long-chain fatty acid biosynthetic process; fatty acid elongation, polyunsaturated fatty acid; fatty acid elongation, monounsaturated fatty acid
Cellular component (GO): endoplasmic reticulum membrane; endoplasmic reticulum
Molecular function (GO): fatty acid elongase activity
Source: RefSeq, a predicted model, not a curated record
CAUUGCUGUGUUUAGCGGAGAGAGACCCGAGAGCAGCAGUGAUGCCAGUGUAGGAUGCUCGAUACACGGAUAAUCUUAUAUACGCGUGUGUUUUCACCACAGUCCUUUAAAUAGAUCCGGAUACAUCAGAGACAGGUGUGUUCAUCGUAGCACUGCGUCGCAUGACCUUGCGCUGAAUGUCAUUAGAAAGGGAUUUUAAUCUCGCUACGAAAACUAGAAAUUGAGAGAUGGAUAUUGUAAAGCAUAUAAUCAACGACACCAUUGAAUUCUACAAAUGGAGUCUUACCAUUGCAGACAAGCGUGUGGAGAAAUGGCCUUUGAUGGACUCCCCUCUCCCCACACUGGCUAUCAGCUCUACCUACCUACUCUUCCUCUGGUUGGGUCCAAAGUACAUGCAGGGGAGAGAGCCAUUCCAGCUGAGAAAGACCCUCAUUGUCUACAACUUUAGCAUGGUCAUCCUUAACUUUUUCAUAUUUAAAGAGCUCUUCCUGGCUGCACGGGCAGCCAACUACAGCUACAUCUGUCAGCCUGUAGACUAUUCUGAUGAUCCUAAUGAAGUGAGGGUGGCUGCAGCAUUGUGGUGGUACUUUAUCUCCAAAGGUGUGGAAUACCUUGACACAGUGUUUUUCAUUUUACGCAAGAAAUUUAUCCAAAUCAGCUUCCUGCACGUCUAUCACCACUGCACCAUGUUCACUUUGUGGUGGAUUGGCAUCAAAUGGGUUGCGGGUGGACAGUCAUUUUUCGGGGCUCAUAUGAAUGCAGCCAUACAUGUUUUGAUGUACUUGUAUUAUGGUCUGGCUGCAUUCGGUCCAAAAAUACAGAAAUAUCUGUGGUGGAAGAAAUAUCUGACUAUCAUCCAAAUGAUCCAGUUUCACGUCACCAUCGGCCAUACUGCUUUGUCACUGUACUCCGACUGCCCAUUCCCAAAGUGGAUGCACUGGUGUCUAAUUGGAUACGCCCUGACCUUCAUCAUCCUCUUUGGGAAUUUCUACUACCAGACAUACCGCCGUCAGCCCCGUCGUGAACGCACGUCCAGGUCCAGCAAAGCCCUUUCCAAUGGAGCCUCUAAUGGAACCCCGGCAGCCAGUAAUGGAAACCCCACCAAGAUGGACGAGAAGCCAACUGUGGCUGAAACCGGGAGGAGAAAGCGGAAGGGCAGAGCAAAGCGUGAAUGAAUCCAGAGCAGGGAGAGAAGCAGACACAGGCAGACCUCCACACAGAGAGCUGAUAGCAUUGAUGGAGUCCAUCAGGUGGUGUGUAUUGGCUCAGAUCAAUCCAAAAUUGUUACGAACAAACAGUAUGCUGAGCUUCUGCAUCAGAGGGGGAGAAAUCAGAGUCUAGAUAUUGCGAGACUGGAAACUUGUGAUUAAUUUAUGAGAGGAUCUUAUCAAUGUGGAGUAUAUCAUUCCUUAUCACCAGUCCUUAUAUUUGUUACAUUAAUAUAUGUAUCUGAUCUGUGUCUCAUCAUUGUUAAAUUAUUAUUAUAAUAAUGUCAAGAUCUUAAGUUUUUUCAUUAUUCAAUACAGUGUCGGGCAAAGUCAGAUACCAAUAGAGAAGUGCUUUUGUAUUCUAUUUGUCAGACAAAUCUUUUUGUGAUAAAUGUUAUGGCCAUAGAACAAUUUGAGUGAAAUUUUAAUUGACAGAAAUGUUGGAAUUUUUUAUUAUUUGGUAUUCCCCCUUUUGCAUUGGUGAGCAUUCACUCAAGCCAGAAUGGAAGAAAGAAAGUCUGAUAAUUUAUAUCAUAUCAGUAUGAUUUGUAUAUGUCAGGGCGCAUCGUGUGUUCUUCAAUGGAAGUUGAAAAAUCUGAGUUACGUAAUAUAGACGUUUCAAAUGUGCAUAUUGGAUCAGUGACAUAGUUUUUCCUCAUUUCAUAUCACAACUUUCCUUCGUUCAAAGUGUUUCAAAUUCAAAAGCAUUCUGUUUAUCUUUAGGUUCAAAUGUGAAUAUUUUAGAUGUUCAAUUUAGUCUAAAACUUAUGAGCCCUACUGUGUAUCCAUUCUUUUACAUGUUUAUGUAUCUGAACUUUCACGUUUCUUGUAAGGUGUCAAUUAAAAGCUGUUAAGGUGCUGGGGUUAUAUAUUAUGGCAAUAUUAUGAUGCAUUCAUCAUGUGACACUGCAAAAUCACUGCGGAUUCUUAGUUAUAGGGAAACCGCUAUAAUGCAUUUUUUUUCAUCCAAUACAUCCUGAUUAUAUUAUAUCAUUAUAUUUUUUGUCUGAUAUGUGUUUAGAUUGCCAAACCGAAAUUGUAAAUUUAAGACAAAAUAUGAUAUUUACACUAGAAAAGAUCAAUAACUGUUUUAUGGGAAUAUGCCCUUAUCUGGACAAAUCAGAACAAUACUAAUAAUGAAAAAAUAGCCAAUAUAAAGGGAUAACAGUAAAUUAAACCAUGCAGUAUACUGUUAGUCCUUAUUAAAUGUGUUGACAUUCUCAUAUUUCAUGGUUAUUGAAAAACAGUUGUAAGGAUCAGCUUUAAUGAUCAUUAAGAAAACGAUAUCCUUGGAAAAAGGGAAAAUAAAAGUGUGAAAAAUGUUUGGAGCUGUAAUACUGCAUUGUACAUAAAGGCUUAUGAUCCUUCAUCAACAGAACUUUUAAUUUGAAUAGUUUUGAAUCCUGAAAUACAUCAUCUGCUUCAUCUCAAAUUGUUUUAUAAUGUAUAUUCUGUGCAAUUUUGUACAUUGUGCUUUUAAAAAUUCAAUAAUCAACAACUCUGGCUUUAGUUUUGUUUUUAAAUGACAAAUAUACAUUGUAUAUAAAAUAAAUUGUAUGCUAAUGCA